AUGUUGCUCUCGUACAUCCUGUAUCGUCGUGCACGCGCAACGAAGCAGAAGGAGCAGCAGGAACAAAUCAACAGUCUUCCCUUGAAAUACCAUGCCCCCCUGACGUCCAUCGACACCACCAUCCUCGGGAGACCCGUCGCUGAGAUCGUCGUCGACGUCCAGGCCGGGCAAUUGUCGCCCUCCGACGUGCUCGUGGCCUAUGGGAAGAAAGCGCUCAAAGCUCAGGCGGCGAACAAAUGCCUGACGGAGGUGAUGAUCGACAAGGCCGAGCUCUGGGCGGAGGGCUGCAACCGCCAGGGCCCGCUCGCUGGCAUGCCGGUGAGCCUGAAGGACAUGUUCUAUGUGGCCGGGUACGACUCGUGCAUCGGGUACGCGUCAUGGGUCGGCAGACGGGCGCAGGCGGACUCCCCGCUCGUCACGCUACUAAGGAGGGCUGGUGCCGUGCCGUACGUGAAGACGAAUAUCCCGAUUACACUCAUGUCUUUCGAGGCUGGGAAUGAUCUCUUCGGGCAGACGGAGAACCCGCAUAAGAAGGGGUAUUCAGCCGGAGGGUCUAGCGGAGGGGAAGCGUCCUUGCUGGCGUAUGGAGGAUCUCGUAUAGGUAUCGGCACGGACAUUGCGGGGUCUGUCCGGGUGCCCUCUCAUUAUUCUGGGACGUACACGGUGAAGUGCUCCCCGACGCGGUUCAUCGGGCAUAAUACCGCAGAGAGUUUUUCUGGCCAGGAGGGUGUGCGCGCGGUUGCAUCUCCCAUGGCGAGGACGCUGGAAGACCUGGAGUAUUUCUGGAAAGCUAUCAUGAGCAUGAAGCCCUGGGAAUACGACCACAAUGUGGUCGAGCUUCCUUGGCGUGCAUUCGACCUAUCGGAGAAAAAACUCAAGUUUGGCGUGAUGCUCAGCGACGGUGUCGUCACUCCAUCGCCGGCCUGCAAACGAGCAUUAGAGACCGUCGUGAAGACCUUGCAAAACAAUGGGUAUCAGGUGGUUCCGAUAAACCCGCCUCGGCCGUAUGAAGGGUAUGAGAUUGGUGCUCAGCUAGUGGGGGACUCUUGUGCCAUGUCGUUCGAGCAUAUCAUGACCGGCGAAUCGAACGAUCCUGGAAUGGCGCAAGCUAGGACAAUGUGGGACCUCCCACGUUGGGUGAAGCGGCUCUAUGGGUUCUAUUUGCGUUAUGUCCGCGGGGACGACUUGUACGCUCACGUCGUCGAAAACUGGCACCCGAAGACCGCCCAGGAACACUUUGCUACGGUCGCAAGACGGGAAGCGUAUCGCGCCAAGUGGUUCGACUUCUGGCAGGAGACGGGCCUUGACUUCAUCCUGACGGUACCUAAUGCAAUGCCGGCUGUGCCUCAUGGAGGUAUGAGAGAUGCAUUCACCAAUUGCAUCUAUACUUUCUUGUGGAAUGUUCUGGAGUACACCGCCGGUGUACUGCCCGUGACCCAUGUUGAUCGAGACCUCGAUGGGUUGAAGCCAGGCUUCAAGGCAGGUAAUAUGAUUGAAAAGGGUGCGUACAAGCACUAUAAUGCGGACAAGAUGCACGGACUGCCAGUUGGUGUCGAAAUCGUCGGAAGGCGUCUGGAAGAAGAACAAGUGCUGGAGGGUAUGAAGUUGAUUGAAAGACUUCUACGUGAUGAAGGAAAGGCCUACACAUUGUUGCACACAUGA
Gloeophyllum trabeum ATCC 11539 is the source of this 1662-nucleotide messenger RNA. Its product is annotated as amidase signature enzyme. The record is from RefSeq and is a predicted model, not a curated record. The transcript has 7 exons. NCBI's taxonomy places the organism in Eukaryota, Fungi, Basidiomycota, Agaricomycetes, Gloeophyllales, Gloeophyllaceae. The coding region runs from base 1 to 1662 and encodes 553 amino acids.